AUGGCUAAUGCCAAUAACUUCCCUACUGAUAUCACCAUUAAUAUACUCCUAAAUCUUCCUAGGAAAUCACUUGUAAGGUUCAAAUCCGCUUGCAAAUCAUGGCAUUCUCUGAUUGAAGAUGAUCAAUUCACGAAGCACUAUUAUUACCUGAACCAAAUCAUGAAGGCCUUGAAAACGGAACGAGACUACUCGAUUGACGACACGAUUAUUGAUCCUCCUUCCCUAAUCAGUCAUCAAUUGACCAUAAAAUUCAUCAAUUCUAACAUUAAUGGAGUUUUUCUUCUAGUUGUACCAUUGCCUGACAAAAUCCUUUUCUGGAACCCGGAGAACCUCAGUGAAUCAGCAUCAAUCUCCCGGGGUCCAAAUACAACACCGUUUUCUCUAGGAGAACGAAUUUAUCUCGCUAAAUUUGCGUUACCUUUCAGAGCUAAACCUUCUAAUCCUUCUUGGAAUAAGAUAGACUAUCUGGAAGUUUCCAGUAUGAAUAAGAAGAAUGAGUCGUGGAAAAAAAUGUUAAGAGUCGAAGAACCAGGUUCUGUUUUUCUAAAAAAGGGUAAAGGUAAUACUAAAGAUUUUUUGUUUUUCAGGAGCGAUAAAAAUGGAUUUGUGGUGAUUUAUGAUUCGAAGACUCGAGAAUUGAAUGAAUUUGGUGAUGAAAUAAUCAAAUCCAAACGGAAAUUGAAAGAAUUCGGAAUUGCUGGGACUCAAGUUUCACUUUUGAUUGAUCGAACAUAUGCAGAGGCUUUAAUUUCUUCUUAUGAUACUCUGUAUUAG
Solanum pennellii is the source of this 774-nucleotide messenger RNA. Its product is annotated as putative F-box protein At3g16210. Gene Ontology annotation, molecular function: protein binding. NCBI's taxonomy places the organism in Eukaryota, Viridiplantae, Streptophyta, Magnoliopsida, Solanales, Solanaceae. The coding region runs from base 1 to 774 and encodes 257 amino acids. The record is from RefSeq and is a predicted model, not a curated record. The transcript has a single exon.